GGAAUUCGACAUGGAUGAACAUUUUUACUGCCGGGGUCUGCUCGUUCUCCGACCCGCGACAUCGGACAUGUGUAUCCGAAGCAGCUAGUCCGGGCCAGUUUUUUUUUUCUUUUUUCUCUCUUGUCUACCUGACAAGCCUGGGCACACAAGACAUAUUCAUGUACCGGGGCGAUCCAGCAAAUUCGUCUCCAUCACGAUGGCAUGGCAGUGCGUUGAUGUACAUGAUGCCCACCCAGUCCCGGGCCACCCCUCAUCCACGGCGCGGGAUCUAAAAUGGCCGAGGUGCGCGUCUUUUGUUGGCUGCGAUCCCACGUGCGCAGUUAGUUGUUCAUUACAUCUUCCCAGACCAGCCCAUCGCCACUCUUGUUCUUUGAUCAUUGAUGCACCUGGGUCCGUAGUAACCACAUCAAAUCCUCACAAACUAUUAUUCCGGCUGCUAUUUUAGUUUGACUUGUAUCCGCAAACAUGACCGUCUCUGCACAAAGUUCACCUUACAAGGUCCUCGUCGUCGGCGGUUCCUAUGCUGGCAUCUCUGCUGUCCUCAACCUGAUCGAUCUCUGCACGGGCAACAGCCCAAGAUGUGGUGCAAGAGUUGACGAUUCAGAGGCCUCCAAAAUUCCCAUCGACGUUGAUGUCACCAUCGUCGACGAGCGGGAUGGAUUCUUCCACAUAAUAGGCGCCCCUCUCGCCCUCGCAUCGAGCAGCUUCGCCGAAAAAGCCUGGGUAAAGUAUUCGGACAUUGCAGCACUGCAACGGCCAAACAUCCGCAUCAUCCAAGGCACAGCAAAGACCGUAGACCCGACCACCAAGACCGCAACCAUCACGCGGACGGACCCCGCGGCAGCAGCCCAACCAAGCUCGGACGAGAUUAUCGUCUACGACUUCCUCGUGGCGGCCUCGGGGCUGCGCCGCGUGUGGCCCGUCGUCCCGCAGUCCUUGCGCCGCAAGCAGUACCUCCUCGAGACGGGGUCGCACGUGCAGGCCGUGUCGGGCGCGCGCAACGGCGUGCUUGUCGUCGGUGGUGGUGCCGUCGGCAUCGAGAUGGCCGCCGAGCUCAAGCUCAUCCAGCCGCACGUCAGGGUGACGCUCGCGCACUCGAGGGACAGACUGCUGUCGUCCGAGGCCCUGUCGGACGAGUGCAAGGACGUUGCGCUCGGCUUGCUCCGCGAAGCUGGCGUCGAGGUCCUGAUGGGCCACCGGAUCGCGGAGCAGGUUGAGGUGACGACUGAGGAUGGUGGCAAGGCGGUGGAAGCGAGGUUUGAGAAUGGCCACAGGCUCGUGGUUGAUAAUGUCAUCAUGGCCAUCUCCAAGAGUGUGCCAACGUCAAGUUAUUUGCCUGUGGAGGCGCUGGAUGUCGAGGGUUAUGUAAAGAUCCAGCCCAGCAUAGCUUUCCCACCCUCGAUUCCCAACGCGGAGUACCACUAUGCGCCCGGUGACCUGGCUCACUGGUCCGGGAUCAAGCGCUGCGGCGGUGCCAUGCACAUGGGCUUCUGCGCAGCCACAAACAUGCACCAGCUGAUGCUGCAGGAGAUGAGCGCAGGACAGCACAUCCCCAAGCCCAUCAAGCUGAGCGAGUUCCCGCCCAUGAUCGGGUUGGCGGUUGGCAAAAAGGCAGUGUCGUACAGCCCAGACGCAGGGACGAAUUCGGGCGAGGAUGUUGCCGAGAUGUUUUUCGGUAACGAUUUAGGGUUUUCCAUUUGCUGGAAUUAUCUGAGGCUUGGGGGAGACAAGGAGACGGAAAAGAUUUAGUUCUAGGGCAAUUCCCAGUCGUGAUGACCGACUUGUUCGUAUGCAAGAUAUGUACAUGAAACUUUACGAGCUAUUUUUUUUUUUAAAAAAAAAAGAAACCACAUGCAUUUUUAGACUAUUUCUACUUUUUGAUUCCCAU
Pyricularia oryzae 70-15 is the source of this 1888-nucleotide messenger RNA. RefSeq lists its product as uncharacterized. The transcript has 4 exons. Gene Ontology annotation, molecular function: electron-transferring-flavoprotein dehydrogenase activity; flavin adenine dinucleotide binding. The record is from RefSeq and is a predicted model, not a curated record. Gene Ontology annotation, cellular component: cytoplasm. Lineage: Eukaryota; Fungi; Ascomycota; Sordariomycetes; Magnaporthales; Pyriculariaceae. The coding region runs from base 466 to 1749 and encodes 427 amino acids.